AUGAUGGCCUUCAAGACUCUCCUCGGCCUGGCUACCGUCCAGGCUGUUUCUGCCCACUUCGGUCUUGUCUUCCCUGCGUGGAGAGCUGAUACUCUCAGCGAAGAGAACGAAGAAAAAUACAGCCAGUGGACCUAUCCUUGUGCUGGAGUUGACUACAACAAGAAGAACCUCACCGAUUGGCCCCUCGAGGGUGGUGCUCUUACUCUUGAUCUCCACCACAACUGGACCUAUGUCUUCGUUAACCUCGGUCUCGGCGAGAACACAACCAACUUCAACAUCUCCCUCACACCCCAAUUCCUGAAUGCGACAAACCCUGGCACACUCUUCAUCGAAGAGCUUGCGCUGCCUUCAGAUGUCAAGCCCUCUGAUGGUGACAUUGGCAGUAUUCAGGUUAUCACUCUUGGCGAAAGUGGCAGUGCGCUCUACAACUGUGCGGAUAUCCGCUUCAAGGAGAAGGCCAAGGGUCCUAGCAACCGCACUGGCGACGUGGAAUACGUCGCGAUCAAGCAGCAGGAGGGCAAUGGAACAGAGGAGAGCGCUUCUAACUCAUCCUCCUCGGGAGAGAAGGGCGGCGAUGAUGGUAACGCGGCAGGUAUUCUCGGUGUGAAUGCUGUGACCUUGACCUCUGUUGUAGGUCUUGCCGCCGCCUUCGCAAUGGGAUUCAGCCUAUAG
Molecule: messenger RNA, 672 nt
Organism: Fusarium sp. VM40
Lineage: Eukaryota; Fungi; Ascomycota; Sordariomycetes; Hypocreales; Nectriaceae
Source: the annotation of a GenBank genome assembly